CCAUCCCGCAUCAUCCCAAGGUUCCUUCAAACUUCCAACACACGCGUCCUACACUUCCUUACUCAUUCCACGAUGCCCGGAAACAGAGAGUACCACAUAGAUAACGAGACCCGUACGGCCUUACAGACUAAGACCGGCGUACGAUUUCUUCUCCGCGCCAAGCUGAAGGCCGAAUCUCGACACUCUUCGGAUGUCAUCCCUUGGGCACAAAGCCUCUCGGAAAAGGUCACCAGGGCCGUGGCGGAAGCAGCCGGGCACCAACUGACCCAUUUCGCCAUACAGUUAAACGUGAUCCAGCUGCUAAGCCACCGGCCGUACGCGCUCAUCUGCUACGAUCUCUUCCUCCAUAAAUGCGACGAGGAAGUACGAAGCCAGUUCUCACAAAACCCCUAUCAGCCAAUCCACGAAAUCAUCAAGCGGGGAAACAGCUGCUAUAUUAUCAGGAGCAAGCGACUAGACGAUAUAGUGGCAAACGAGUACAAGCACCGGCAGGAGUGCGAUAAUGGCCCGCGGCUGUACUUUGCGGAUAGCCUCUAUCCGCCCCUAUAUGUCGACGGGAGGCGAGUCGAGUGGUCUAAGGAUGGAACGCGCGAUCCCGACGAGCCGGAAGGAUGGGACUGGGAGCGGCGUUGGGUGUUCGGGCCGGAAGAGGAUGAGUUGAAGGGGGGCGGGGAGGAGGAGUGACCUCGGGAAAAGUUGGUGAGAGAGGGGCAAGGGUCUUUCAUUCUCACAAGCAAGUAGAAGAGCGUACUUUUAUUGAGUGGUCAAUUUCGGUGGCCGAGAAUGGCGUGCGAGAUGAGGUUAGGUAGGAUAUACUGUCAAACUGAUUUCAUCGAAUGUAUAUGUACACUUUAGAUAUCUUAUGCUAUUUCACCCAAGCUUCCGCCUAAAAUUUAAUAGUCGGCACUGCAGUUAGUCA
This is a messenger RNA of Thermothelomyces thermophilus ATCC 42464, 919 nucleotides long. RefSeq lists its product as uncharacterized. The transcript has a single exon. NCBI's taxonomy places the organism in Eukaryota, Fungi, Ascomycota, Sordariomycetes, Sordariales, Chaetomiaceae. Bases 73 to 684 code for a protein of 203 amino acids. The record is from RefSeq and is a predicted model, not a curated record.